Alternaria metachromatica is the source of this 402-nucleotide messenger RNA. RefSeq lists its product as uncharacterized. Lineage: Eukaryota; Fungi; Ascomycota; Dothideomycetes; Pleosporales; Pleosporaceae. The transcript has a single exon. Bases 1 to 402 code for a protein of 133 amino acids. The record is from RefSeq and is a predicted model, not a curated record.
AUGCACACCCCAACCAUCCUCCUCAUCGCGGCCGCCGCCAGCGCCGCCGUCGCCGCGCCCGUCACCACCAUCAAGCCUACCGACUCAACCAACCCUACCAGCAAGAUCAACCAGAACGCCCCCGUCGCCGCCGCACUUGCCUCCGCCGGCAUGGUCGACACCGAAGGCCACUGCAUGCACCCUCUGCACGACGGCCUCGCGUACCCACCGCGUGCCGCCCUCUAUGCUGCUGACACCGCCGCCGUUGACGCCGUCGCUCUUGACGCCGCCGCUGUUGACGCCGCCGCCGCCUCUGUCGUCGCUGGCCACGUAGACGAGGAAGAGACACAAGAGCAGUACAACAAGAAGCUCGUCAAGAUGGACAAGGCUCGUGAGCACGGUGUUGUUUGCACUGUUUUGUAG